UUCUAAGCACAAAGUUGUGUAGGGCUUGGCUAAGAACCGUUGCAAAGCAAGCAACCAAUGCAUGUGCCUGCAACGGUGGCUUCACUGUACAGAAUGCAAAUGGAGGCCGUCUACCUCGGCUUAGCUCUGGUAUCCUUGUGUAUCGUGCUUCUUUCCAGGCGCGCGCGCAGGUGGUCGGCAUCGAACGAGGCGCCGGGGCCGUGGCGGCUGCCGGUGAUCGGCAGCCUGCACCACCUCAUCGGGCAGCUCCCCCACCGCGCGAUGCGCGACCUAGCGCGGCGCCACGGGCCGGUGAUGCUCCUCCGGCUCGGGGAGGUGCCCACGCUGGUAGUGUCGUCCCCGGAGGCCGCCCGCGAGGUGAUGAAGACCCACGACAUGCUGUUCGCGACGCGGCCCCUCAACUCCACCAUGAGCGUGCUCACCAACGGCGGCCGGGACAUCGUGUUCGCGCCCUACGGCGACCACUGGCGGCAGCUCCGGAAGAUCGCCGUCCUGGAGCUCUUGUCGCCGGGGCGGGUCCUGUCCUUCCGCGCCAUCCGCGAGGAGGAAGUCGCCGCCAUGCUCCACGAUGUCGCCGACGCCGCGGCGGCCGCGCGCCCCGUGGAGCUGCACGCGUGCCUCUCCGUGGUGGUCUCCAACAUCACGGUCCGCGCCGUCAUGGGUGACUACAGGUUCAAGCAGCGCGAGGAGUUCAUCCGCGCGCUCCACCACUCCCAGAAGCUCGCCGCGGGGUUCAACCCGGCGGACCUGUGGCCGUCGUCCCGGCUUGCCGGCUGGCUCAGCGGGGGCUUGCGCCGCGCCAAGGAGAUCCGCGCUACCGGGAAUGGCAUCCUCGACACCAUCAUCCGAGAGCGGCUCGAGAGGACGACUGAAGGUGGCGGAGGCGAGAACAAGGACCAUCACCUGGUGGAUGUGCUGCUAAGCAUGCACAAGGAGGGCAGGCUCGACAUGGACGCCGUGAAAAACAUCAUCUUCGACAUAUUCAGCGCCGGCAGCGAGACGACAGUCAUAGAGUGGGCGAUGGCAGAGCUGAUGAGGAACCCAGAGGCGAUGCGGAAGGCCACGGCUGAGGUGCGGCGAGCUUUGGAGGCCCGCGGCAGCGUAGAGGAGCACGCCCUUGGCGAGCUCCCGUACCUGCACCUGGUCAUCCGGGAGGUGCUGCGGCUGCACGCGCCCACGCCGCUGCUCAUCCCGCGGGAGUGCCGGGAGCCAUGCCAGGUGCUCGGCUACGACGUGCCGCGAGGAACGCAGGUGUUCGUCAACGCAUGGGCGAUAGCCCGCGACGAGCGGUACUGGCCCGACGCGCCGGAGGAGUUCCGGCCGGAGCGGUUCGAGGGCGAGGGCGCCGUGGACUUCAGGGGCAACGACUUCUCCUUCCUGCCAUUCGGCUCCGGCCGGAGGAUGUGCCCGGGGAUGGCGUUCGGCCUCGCCAUCAUCGAGCUCACGCUCGCGAGCCUGCUGUUUCACUUCGACUGGGAGGUCUUGCCGGGUGCGGCGGGCGAGCUCGACAUGGCCGAGGUGUUUGGCCUCGCGGCGCGCCGGAAGGCCGACCUCCCGCUGCGCCCUGUCCUGAGGGUGCCCGUUCCUGGACUCUAGCGCCUGCGCGUCAAUCUAUCUGUUCCACACGGUAAGAGGGCAUUAUACUGCACCUGCAUCAAUGCAUGCGCUUAAAUAAAUUACAGUAAUAUCUGUAUAAAUGUCAUCAAAAUAAGAUUGUCUAUCGUACGUACAGUAUGCAUAACAUAAAGUCUUGGCACGUACGCAUGCAUAUCUGUUCAAGUGUUGGCUUUAUCAAUCUUAUUAUUAUGUUUGCAAUUGGGCUUACUGGAGCUUAGUUUCCCACGAGCCCGCGAUUUGUGUUGGCCGUGCUAGCUUGUAAACUCUUGGUCAAUGUAUUUUCUCGAUUGUAUUUAUGAUUUAAGAGCAUUUCGAAAA
Messenger RNA from Aegilops tauschii subsp. strangulata, 1935 nucleotides. Its product is annotated as dolabradiene monooxygenase. The record is from RefSeq and is a predicted model, not a curated record. Gene Ontology annotation, molecular function: oxidoreductase activity, acting on paired donors, with incorporation or reduction of molecular oxygen; heme binding; monooxygenase activity. Lineage: Eukaryota; Viridiplantae; Streptophyta; Magnoliopsida; Poales; Poaceae.